This is a messenger RNA of Papilio machaon (common yellow swallowtail), 840 nucleotides long. RefSeq lists its product as uncharacterized. Gene Ontology annotation, molecular function: DNA binding. Gene Ontology annotation, cellular component: nucleus; transcription regulator complex. The coding region runs from base 115 to 819 and encodes 234 amino acids. NCBI's taxonomy places the organism in Eukaryota, Metazoa, Arthropoda, Insecta, Lepidoptera, Papilionidae. The transcript has 2 exons. The record is from RefSeq and is a predicted model, not a curated record. Gene Ontology annotation, biological process: regulation of transcription by RNA polymerase II.
GGUCGCGGGCGGCGGGCGCAAGCCAUUCCCAGCCGCGCGGCCAUCGGAACAGUCGCGCCCGCACUCGCAGCGGAUACGCUACGUUUUAUGCACCGUAACCAAAUGACAUGAAUUAUGACUUUCUGCCUCGACGUAGAAAUGUUCAUAAGUGAAGUGGAAAAGUACCCGGUGAUAUGGGACGCCAACUGCGAGGACAAUAAGCACAAAAAUAAGAAGCAGCGUGCAUGGACUCAUAUCGCGCGAAUGCUCAUCACAGACUUUGAUGAUCUGCCGGAGAACGAGAAGGCAGAAGUCGAUAAAAAGCUGCAAUGUAAAUGGCGCAACAUAAAGGAUUCGUACGUUCGUGAUCUAAGAAAGAAAGACGGCAAAAGGUACAUGUACUCAAAAUUCCUGACAUUCCUCGACAACCGAUACAAAAAACAAGCACAAUCCGGCAGCGAUGUGGAUUCUAAAGAAUGGAACGAUGACGAAACAACUCCUAAACACAAAAGACUGGCCGGAAAACGAAAACGAUUCGAAACAUUGAGCGAAUCAAACUGGGCGAGUGAUUCUGAAGAAGUACCAUCAACCAUAGACAAUCUUAAAAGACGACGUAUACCAGAGAACAAAGAUGAUGAAGAAAGAAAUAAAAUAGAUUUUGUCGAAACCCCUUUCCCCGAUCCAAGCUGCAGCUAUACUGUAGAAGACGAAGACAGAUCGUUCUUCGAUUCUCUUCUGCCAGCUGUUAGAGAGUUCAAUGUCGAUCAAAAAUUAGAAUUCCGCAGUGAAGUAUUAAGACUUAUCAAGGAGUUUAGACAUAAUAGAUUAAAAACUACGUAGCAAACAUUUAUAUAGUUUAUU